AUGGGUCUUGCUGCACCCCGAAAGAAAUCCAAGAUCUCACACGAUCCUAACAAUACAAAUUGGUCGCGCUCAACAACUGGCUUCGGGCACAAGAUUCUCAGUUCUCAGGGAUGGACCCCGGGUAGCUUUCUGGGUGCACGAAAUGCUGCACAUGCUGAGUUAUUCACCACAGCAAGCGCGUCUCAUAUCCGCGUUACUAUCAAAGAUGAUACACUUGGCCUUGGUGCGCGACCGAGGCGGGACGUACUAGAUGAAUCCACUGGUCUUGAUGCGUUUAGAGGCUUGCUGGGACGCUUAAAUGGCAAGUCAGAUGCAGAACUGGGGAUCGAGGAGAAGAGGCGUGAGAAUGCAAAGUUGGCUCGAUAUGCGGCCAGCAGAUGGCAGUCAGUUAACUUCAUUAGUGGUGGAUAUCUGGUUCAGGAAAAGGCCGAUGCCCGUGAAUUUGAAGAGCCAGCUCAAAUCCAGCCAGACACUGAGAAGCGCAGGACUAACAAGAGUGCUACUGAUGGCCGGAAAGGACCUGAAAGUCCCAAUUUUGUGGACCUCAAGGCAUCUCCUAUCAGUACUCAAGGUCAGGAUAAUGGCAGUUGUGGAAGACAACUCUCAGACAACCAGGCCUCCUGUAAGAAAAAGUCCAAGAAACGGAAGAACAAAGAAAGACAAGAAGAUAGCGGUUUCGAACACACAAAGACAGAGACGUUGGAUCGAAAAGACGAGUCCAAUCGUGACUCACCUACAGAAAUGCCUGCAUCGACACUAAAGUCUCUGCCAUCAAGGGAGCGCCGUCCGAUGGGCAGGCAUGUUUUCAGAAGCCGUCACAUUGCACAGAAGAAGAGAGCUCUUCUCGAUGAGAAAUCUCUGAAUGAGGUAAGAUUGUUGCCUCAUCACAUGGUCACUUAUGCUUACUGGUUUAAUCUCAGAUAUUUAUGGUCAAGUCAUAAUCUGAAUGACCCUGUCUCCUCUUGA
This is a messenger RNA of Aspergillus fijiensis CBS 313.89, 966 nucleotides long. It is a transcript of the gene pxr1, whose product is annotated as telomerase inhibitor/ribosome biogenesis protein PXR1. Gene Ontology annotation, molecular function: nucleic acid binding. NCBI's taxonomy places the organism in Eukaryota, Fungi, Ascomycota, Eurotiomycetes, Eurotiales, Aspergillaceae. The transcript has 2 exons. The coding region runs from base 1 to 966 and encodes 321 amino acids. The record is from RefSeq and is a predicted model, not a curated record.